GCGCGCGCUUGAGGGGCUGGGAAGGGGCCGCGCGCGCCCACCCAGCGUGAGGACAGAGCCGAGAGCGGCGUCGGGACCCAGCGGGACGGUGAGGCUGCGGCCAAUCAACUGCGAGGGGUGAGCGGGGCCGGCCAAUCGGCGCGAGGAGCCUCGCCAGCCGGCCAAUCAGCGGCAGCGUGCGGGAUCCUCCCACUAGCCCGGGAGUCGAGGCGCCCCGCGCCGGAGCCGCAGCCAAUCAGCGCCCAGGACUCGCGCGCCGCGUCAGGGAGGGGACACGGGGAUGUCCUACAAGCCCAUCGCGCCCGCCCCCGCCAGCUCCGGAGCAGCCGGCACCAGCAGCAGCGCCAGCCCCGCCCCCGGGGCCCCGCCCGCCGCCACGAGUGUCCCAUCGCCAUCCGGAUCUGUCCCUGGAGCCUCUGCCCCCUUUCGGCCCCUCUUCAACGACUUUGGCCCCCCGUCCAUGGGCUACGUGCAGGCCAUGAAGCCACCAGGUUCCCAGGGCUCCCAGAGCACGUACACUGACCUACUCUCAGUCAUUGAGGAGAUGGGCAAAGAGAUUCGACCCACCUAUGCAGGUAGCAAGAGUGCCAUGGAGCGGCUGAAACGAGGCAUUAUCCACGCCCGGGCGCUGGUGAGAGAGUGUCUGGCAGAGACAGAGCGCAAUGCCCGUACGUAACAGCUGCUGCCCUGCCCCAUGGACCUUCCCACCAAUGAGCAUCUGAGAACCUGGAGAUCUGCCCUCCCACGGACCUUCCCACCCAAGACCCGGCUCUGCCGUACCCCACACAGACCUUUCAGCAUUCAGCAGCUGAGGAUCUGGAGCAGGUCCUGCUGGAGUGCAGCUGUUGCCGGCAGUCAGCGCUGGGGAAGCUGGCGCUUGGGCCAUGCUGCAGGGAUCUCCAGGGAGAGGAGCCAGUGGCUUUUCUCACAUCUUUAUAACGUGUUUGUUUUUAUAACUCAAUAAAAGAAAGCGUUGGGAUUCUGA
This is a messenger RNA of Terrapene triunguis (Three-toed box turtle), 985 nucleotides long. It is a transcript of the gene CDK2AP2, whose product is annotated as cyclin dependent kinase 2 associated protein 2. The record is from RefSeq and is a predicted model, not a curated record. Lineage: Eukaryota; Metazoa; Chordata; Testudines; Emydidae. Gene Ontology annotation, cellular component: cytoplasm; microtubule; nucleus. Gene Ontology annotation, biological process: regulation of microtubule cytoskeleton organization; negative regulation of G1/S transition of mitotic cell cycle. The transcript is spliced from 4 exons. The coding region runs from base 281 to 676 and encodes 131 amino acids.